Nannospalax galili (Upper Galilee mountains blind mole rat) is the source of this 2072-nucleotide messenger RNA. It is a transcript of the gene G3bp1, whose product is annotated as G3BP stress granule assembly factor 1. NCBI's taxonomy places the organism in Eukaryota, Metazoa, Chordata, Mammalia, Rodentia, Spalacidae. The transcript has 12 exons. Gene Ontology annotation, molecular function: mRNA binding. Gene Ontology annotation, cellular component: cytosol; ribonucleoprotein complex. The record is from RefSeq and is a predicted model, not a curated record. The coding region runs from base 168 to 1562 and encodes 464 amino acids.
GGCCCGGCCAGGGCGCAGCAAGUUAGGCUGAGCCGCGGGUAUAUAGCCGGGCGGCGAGCACGCGUGUGUGCGGCCGUAUUUGCGCGAGGGGUCCCUGUCAUCGUCGUCCUCCGGAGCAGCGCCCGGUCCUCUCCCGCUCAUCCGCGCAGGUUGAACUGACCAAAGCAAUGGUUAUGGAGAAGCCUAGUCCCCUGCUGGUCGGGCGGGAAUUUGUGCGACAGUACUACACACUGCUGAACCAGGCCCCGGACAUGCUGCACAGAUUUUAUGGAAAGAACUCUUCCUAUGUCCAUGGGGGCCUGGAUUCAAAUGGAAAGCCAGCAGAUGCGGUCUAUGGACAGAAGGAAAUUCAUCGGAAAGUGAUGUCACAAAACUUCACCAACUGCCACACUAAGAUCCGCCACGUGGACGCUCAUGCCACGCUCAAUGACGGCGUGGUGGUGCAAGUGAUGGGACUGCUGUCCAACAACAAUCAGGCCUUGCGGAGGUUCAUGCAGACCUUCGUCCUCGCUCCUGAGGGCUCAGUGGCCAACAAGUUCUACGUUCACAAUGACAUCUUCAGAUACCAAGAUGAGGUCUUUGGUGGCUUUGUUACGGAGCCCCAGGAGGAAUCUGAGGAGGAAGUAGAAGAACCGGAGGAAAGGCAGCAGACACCGGAGGUGGUACCUGAUGAUUCUGGAACUUUCUAUGAUCAGACUGUCAACAAUGACUUGGAGGAGCACCUGGAGGAGCCUGUUGCUGACCCCGAGCCCGAUCCUGAGCCAGAACCAGAGCAAGAGCCCGUGUCUGAGAUUCAGGAGGAAAGGCCCGAGCCGCCGUUGGAGGAAGCCACCCCGGAGGACGCACAGAAGAGCUCCUCCCCAGCACCAGCCGACACUGCCCAGGCAGCGCAGGAGGACCUACGGACAUUUUCUUGGGCGUCUGUGACUAGUAAGAACCUUCCUCCCAGCGGAGCCGUCCCUGUGACGGGGAUCCCACCCCAUGUCGUUAAAGUGCCACCACAGCCCCGUCCAGAAGCGAAGCCCGAAUCUCAGAUCCCACCACAGAGGCCUCAGCGAGAUCAAAGAGUUCGAGAGCAGCGAAUAAAUAUCCCUCCCCAGAGGGGACCCAGGCCAAUCCGAGAGGCUGGUGAGCAGGGCGACGUGGAGCCUCGCAGGAUCGUGAGGCACCCCGACAGCCACCAGCUGUUCAUUGGGAACCUUCCGCACGAGGUGGACAAGUCAGAGCUGAAGGAUUUCUUCCAAAAUUAUGGGAACGUGGUGGAGCUGCGCAUUAACAGUGGCGGGAAGUUACCCAACUUUGGUUUUGUCGUGUUUGAUGAUUCGGAGCCUGUUCAGAGGGUCCUCAGCAACAAGCCCAUCAUGUUCAGAGGCGCCGUCCGCCUGAAUGUGGAGGAGAAGAAGACUCGAGCCGCCAGGGAAGGGGACCGUCGGGAUAACCGCAUUCGGGGACCUGGAGGCCCCCGAGGUGGGCUGAGUGGUGGAAUGAGAGGCCCUCCCCGCGGAGGCAUGGUGCAGAAACCAGGGUUCGGUGUAGGCAGGGGGAUUGCUCCGAGGCAGUGAAUUGCUCAGCACGGAUCUUCACGCAGCACACAGCCCCAGCUCCUGCAGCAUGGUGAAUUUCUUCAGCCGGCCUUUGGUGUCUUGGAGUAGUCUGUUAUAAACUGCUUGAGUCUGUACAGUUUUCUUUCUCUGUGUUCGAGGUGUGUGUUCCACCCCGUCCCGUCCUCUCCCGACCUUUAGUCCUUCACUUCAGUUUUCUGGACUGAUACUUUAGGAAUAAUAGAUUUUUAAAGAAGAAGAAGAAGAAGAAAGACUAAACUUCCUGCUCUCUUUGCAUAUACAGACUUCCCCAAAGGAGCGAUUCUGGCUUACCACUGACGUUGGGAUAUUUCGUUCAUUGGAAUAUUUCUUAUUUUCUACACGCUCGAAGCCUGUGAGACACAGGAUUUGAUAAACAUUUUGGAAGCAGGAAAAGUCCAAAUUGUUUAAGUUACAACCACCUUCUGAUGUGGAAAAAUUGCCAUUUGGAAGCCCUUGCUGGUGUGGGUAACCGAAUAAAAGGUGUUAAUG